AGUUCUUUCCUCUUUUCCUACUAAAUUUCAUCAGUGACUGCCGUUCACAUAAAAUUGCCUCACCAUGUCAAUUGCUUCACUUGCCUCAACAACUAUAAGAAGGCUAGAAGGGAAGGUUGCAGUCAUCACCGGUGGUGCUAGUGGCCUUGGCGAGUGCACUGCAAGAACUUUCGUCAAACAUGGCGCCAAAGUGCUUAUUGCAGAUAUCAAAGAUGAAUUAGGUAAAUUUGUUAGCAAAGAUAUUGGCCCGGAAUUCUCCUCCUUCGUUCACUGCGACGUAAGCAAGGAAAAAGAUGUUGAAAAUGCUGUAAACGCAGCCAUUUCCCACUUUGGAAAACUUGACAUUAUGUUCAACAACGCUGGUAUAAUUGAGCACCCAAAACCCGACAUACUUGACAAUGAAACGUCUGAUUUUGAACGAGUCCUUAGUGUUAACUUAGUAGGUGCAUUCUUAGGCACUAAACAUGCUGCUCGAGUGAUGAAACCGGCUCGCCGGGGCAGUAUAAUUACGACCGCUAGCAUUUGUUCAGUAGUUGGUGGAAUUGCUUCCCAUGCCUACACCAGCUCAAAGCAUGGCGUGGUAGGGCUAAUGAGAAAUGCUGCAGUGGAGCUAGGACAGUACGGUAUUCGUGUAAACUGCGUUUCUCCUUAUGGGGUUGCAACUCCUCUAGCAAAGGAUUUUUUCAAGCUAGAUGAUGUUCAUGGCAUUUAUGCCAAUCUUAAAGGGGCGAUUCUUGAACCAGAAGAUGUGGCUGGGGCAGCUCUUUACUUGGGAAGUGACGAGUCCAAGUAUGUGAGUGGGCUUAAUUUGAUCUUAGAUGGUGGCUUCACCAUCACAAAUUCUGGGUUUUCUAUGCCUGGUAUAUCUGAAUCAUCAGCACAUUGAAUAUAUAUCCUUAUAGGAAAGCCUAGGAUUCAAUGUAUUGAAAACACAAAUUGCCAAGUCUAAAUUAUAUAAAUAAUGACUUUAGCUACUUUCAAAAAAAUAAAAAAUCAUGAUUGGAAUACAAAGUCAUUAUCCAUUUUUCAAGACUAGGAUUUGCUUCUUUUAUAUAUAUUACCAAUCCAAUUCUUCUUCAAUCUAACAUAGAUUUUAUGUUUACCUCUUGAAAAAAAGGGGGACAACUAUGGAGCAAUGACAUAGGAAAAGAAACAAACCUUCUUGCAUAAUAAAAAAUAAUAGUAAGCCCAUUAAUCUUUGUCGACCGCGGCAUUUGUAUACCUAAUUCAG
Molecule: messenger RNA, 1231 nt
Organism: Durio zibethinus
Lineage: Eukaryota; Viridiplantae; Streptophyta; Magnoliopsida; Malvales; Malvaceae
Product: borneol dehydrogenase, mitochondrial-like
Molecular function (GO): oxidoreductase activity, acting on the CH-OH group of donors, NAD or NADP as acceptor
Source: RefSeq, a predicted model, not a curated record